Molecule: messenger RNA, 5795 nt
Organism: Spodoptera litura
Lineage: Eukaryota; Metazoa; Arthropoda; Insecta; Lepidoptera; Noctuidae
Gene: Taf4
Product: TBP-associated factor 4
Biological process (GO): DNA-templated transcription; transcription initiation at RNA polymerase II promoter
Cellular component (GO): transcription factor TFIID complex
Molecular function (GO): protein heterodimerization activity; DNA binding; RNA polymerase II general transcription initiation factor activity
Source: RefSeq, a predicted model, not a curated record
GGUUUAUUCCCAGCGCUAACCAUAUCCGAUGAUUUGUAUAAAAUGGCGUCAGCCGAGUUUUUAGAACAGGCUUUGUCCACAAACGUUGAUGAGAACGCCGUUAACGCGAUAGUAGGUUCAUUAGAAAAUCAGUUAGUCACGUCAGUCGCGUCGGCGUCGUCCCAAAACAAUUACGUAAAUGUUAUUCCGUCUCAAAAUUGUAAUAUAACUCCAAACGCGGGCUCUAUAAUAAGUGGACAAAAAUACAUGACUGACCAAAUUAAUUCUAGUGGUAUAGUGAAUAGUGUUCAACCUAAUAUAGCAUCCUCAAGUGUAACAUUUAACAGUGUACAAGCGUCAACACAGCCAACAUUUACUUCUCUGUCAUUAAGUGGCUCUCCUCUACCGAAUGAGUCAUUGAAAGUGAUAUACACACAAGCACAACAUCUGGGUAACUUGGGUAGCGGCGUCGCGCUCCCAGUUCAGUCGUUGGCUAGCGCUUGCAUCGGGCAGACGUCGCAGAGCCAGAUUUUACACGCGGUUUCGGGCGGCAACGUAUUACCACAACAGAGCAACAAAACAAUCGCCAUGCAGAAUCCACUCGUCAUUAAGCAGGGCUCAAACACUGGCCAAGUGGGUAUGCAGACUGGAAUGGUGACUGUACCAAUGACUGUGAACUCUAGCAUGCCUGCUUCAAUACCUAAUGUGAUGACACUGAACAAGCCUGGAGGGCAGAACGUAGUAGUGACCACACAGAAUUUAGGCUCCGCGCAGCCUGCUAUCAUCCCCAAUGUCCAAAUAUUAAACAUGAGACCUGGAGCGCCCGCAGUGGCGGCUCAGAAGUCAGUAGCUACAGUAUCACCCAGAGUGGUGAUUGGUACGCCUCAAGUUGUUGGUACGAGAGCAACUGCUCCAAUAACGCUGCAAACUCUGCAGAGUCUUCAACCGGGACAGCAGGGUCAUUUGUUGUUAAAGACUGAGAAUGGUCAAUACCAGCUCCUGAGGGUGGGCCCCGCGCCCGCGGCCAGCACUCUCACGGCGCCGCAGGCUCAGACCAUCCGGCUGUCUACCGUGCCGGCACAUCCUGGCGUGGCGACAGUCUCUACCAGUGUGGCGGCGCCGGGUCCUAUACCGGGGCAGAUGCCGGCGCCGCCAAUCGCAGCCCCUGUGGUUGCAUCAGCCCCAAGUGUUGCGGUCGCUACACCCACACCUCAACAACCAAGUUCUACGACACAUAUAAAACCAUCGGAUAACACCAAAGAAAAAUGUCGUAAUUUCUUAGCGAAUUUAUUAGACUUAUCAAGCAAAGAGCCGCCUUCAGUGGAGAUGAACGUAAGGAACCUGAUCCAAGAACUAAUCGAUGCUCAGGUCGAACCCGAAGAAUUCUGUGAUAGAUUGGAACGACUUCUUAAUGCUAGUCCUCAACCGUGUCUAAUCGGUUUUUUAAAGAAAAGUUUACCACUGCUGAGACAGUCAUUGGUCACGAAGGAGCUAGUGAUCGAAGGCAUCAAUCCUCCAGCGCCGCAUAUCGCCUUCACUAACAUACCAGCACCCGUGCAACCAGUCCUUGCAAGUGUUACCAAUUCUAACAUCUCAAUGCGCGACGAGGAUAGCUCGAGCCCCACACUGACGCCCCUCCUGCCGCCGGUGUUGCCUUUAGCACUGUCGACCCCCCUCAUCAGCUCCACUACAAAGACGGUUAACGUAUUACCCGUGACGUCCGCUCCAACGCCUAUCGUACAGCCGGUGCAGAAGAGUGGCGGUACGAUAGCCGUGCUGCAGAACAUCCCACUUCACACCAAGAUCAACGUGAACAAAGUGGGCAAAGCAAUGACUGUCAAUAGCAAGACCAAUUUCCCUCGCUCCUCGGUAGCAUCAGCUGCGCUUUCUACAGUCCUCACCCCUGGCAAAUCCUUGCUCAAGGACAAGGAGAAGAAGUCUUCGGGGCAGUUCUCGCAGCCAUUCGUUGACGAUAAAAUGGCUGGAGAUGACGACAUCAAUGAUGUGGCUGCCAUGGGUGGUGUCAAUUUGGCCGAAGAAUCGCAGCGAAUCCUGGGCUCCACGGAGAUGAUUGGUACACAAAUAAGAUCUUGUAAGGAGGAAUACCUAGUACCGACGAGUUUGAUGCAGGCUCGCAUUAAGGCAAUUACAUCGAAACACAACAUGGAAGAAUGUCCUCCAGAGGUGGCUAACCUCAUCAGCCACGCAGUGCAAGAACGCCUGAAGACACUGGUGGAGAAGCUGUCCACCAUCGCGCAGCACAGAAUAGAUUUGCUGAUAAAGUCUGAUAACCGCUAUGAAACCACCCAAGACGUAAAGAGUCAGCUCAAGUUCUUAGAAGAAUUGGACCGCGUAGACAAGAAGAGGCGUGAAGAUUCUGAGAGGGAGAUGCUGAUGCGAGCAGCCAAAUCUCGAUCUAAGAACGAAGACCCGGAACAGGCCAAACUGAAGGCUAAAGCGAAGGAGAUGCAGCGUGCCGAGCUGGAAGAACUACGGCAAAGAGAGGCCAAUCUGACUGCGCUACAGGCCAUCGGGCCCAGGAAGAAGGCUCGACUCGAUCUGCCCGGUGGCUCCGGUGACUCCAUUUCCAAUGGCGCUGGACACACUGCUGCCCCAGGCAUUGCCGGCCGCAGCCAGCUAGCGCUCCGCACGCGCCUGAAGCGCAUCAACAUGCGAGACAUGAUCUUCCUUCUGGAGCAAGAGCGGGACACCAGCCGUUCCGUCAUGCUAUACAAAUGCUACCUCAAGUAAACGCGUGCUCUCGCUCAUCUUGAAUGUGAUUUUUGUGUUCGAUGCUGUACACCAAUUGUUUCGCUACACCAAAUAACUCUCGAGUUGUAAGGGCGUACAUGUAGAGUAUGAAUACGAAGGUAGCGGGACCGCGAGAAGCGUUGGGAGACCUCGAAUACUGCAAUACGUCCAGGGCCAGGGUGAUACUGUAAUUUACAGAUAGAGAAUUGUUGAUUAUGGAUUAUAAAGAAAUGUUGUUGCCCGCGUCCACACUUCGCACUUACCCUGCAUGUGUGCCCAGUAAGCAGCAACAUUACAAUAUUAUAACUUUAUCUGCGAAUAUGUAGAAUUUGGUGCUCACUUUGUUCUAUAUAUUUAAUGAUAAGUUUAUUGUUUACAAUAUCAAGUGAUUUUAACCAGCCUGCUUUUUAAGGGGAUUGUUUUAUUGUUAAACAUGAUUUUGAAUUACGCGUUAAUGAUAAUGUUUGAAAUUAUAAUUAAUAUAAAAUCACUGUCGAUUUUAACAGAUGCGAAAAGAAAAAUAAGUAGUAAAGUUUUACGUAAUUCAAGGUACACUAUAAAAUAAUAUAUUCUAAGAGCCUACUAUCACAGUUAACGAGCGUUUUCAAAUACGUAGACACAAUUUUACAUCAGUUACAAUUCGAAUAUAUAUAUUUUGUUCCCAUUUGAUGAGAUAUAUUGGACACCUGUACGUUUGUUGAGCUGACGCUGUUUUCAUGGAUGUCCAUGUAGAGACAUGCUGCGCAUUAAUCGUUUUUUUUGCAAACACGACUGGGUUGAUGCGCACGCUGUAGUAAUAAUUUGUUAUUGGAUAGUUAUUGUACUUAACUAUGAAGUUUGACACUUGUUUUCAAGAUAAUUCACGGUGUUACAUGAUAGCUAACACAAGGUCUAAGAAACACAGGUCACAGUAUAGAAAAACAAACCAAUUUAGGUAUCAUUUACCUAAUUAAAGUUGGACUUGUUUACACUCUGACUAUGCGUUGUUUGUUCUCUUAAUAUUUUAAAGUUUUGUUAAGUAAUUGAUAUCUGCUUACAUAUCAUAUGAUUGCCUGCUUCAUCAUUCGAUCACUGCCAAGUAUUCUUCCAGAAAGAUUUACACAAACAAAUAUUGCUAGACGAAAGAAAUUUAAAACUUUAAUAUUUGAAAUGAAUAGCAAAUUAGUCAUUUAUACUUAAAAAGUAAAAAUUAAUACAUUCCCAUAUAUAAAAGUUGUAUAGUAAAUAUACAAAUGUUUUAUUUAUUAGUAAUAAUUACAAUAAAGUAAAUGUACAUACAUAGUAUUAUGUAGGUUUUAAUCAUAAUUUUGAGAUAUAUGUUUUAGAAUUGUAAGAAUUAUUUUGUUAUCCGAUGCUAUAGUCAGCCCUCAAUUAAUGUACUAUUUUAUAGUCCUUCGGAGUAUUGCCAAUUAUUUCUACGAAAAUUUGUAACAACUGUGAUAUUGUAAUGACUUACUAAAUGAAGUGACGAUAAUUUACUGACUUUUAUCUAUAAUUCCUUUCAAUGAUUCAACUAUUACAUUUUUGUGUUAAUAUUUUAUUCUCUUGUUACUCAAUCUUAUCUUGUGCUUAGAAUUAUCCAUUCUAUUUUACCUGUUACCAGCAACUGAAACAAAGUUUAGUAAAUAAACUAACUUAAUCUUCCAUUAAUUAGUUUCGCUGACUGUUUGAAGAACAACUUGUUGGAUAGAGAUGAAAAUUAAAUUAUUCAAUGAUUGUAGGAUCUAUAGACAUGAUUUAUAUUUAAGCAAUAAUGAAUAAAUAUUUAAAUAUGUAUAGCACAGAUCUUAUUAUAUUUAAGACGACAUUUUAAACUAAUUAUAAUUAAUUUCUUAUACAAUUUUUUUUAUAAUUACUAACAACCAUUGUUUCUUAUUGGCUGGUUACAUGUUGGAAUAGUACUGAAAUAGUAACUGCACAUAAUCAAGUAUUGUGUUAUUAGGUAUAAUAUAGUUGGCUCUGAUUCUGCUACAUGCCCACUAUCUUAUGAAUUGUUCUUUGUUCAAGUUUUUCUAGUUAGUAGUAUUACAUUGUGUGGUAGAAUAAAAUAAUGAAAUCCGACUAGUUACUUGGAACAUUAUCAUUAUUGUAUUUAUAACUGUUGCAACUUAGCCAAUUUUACAGUCCAUAUCAAGCGCUGCAAUGGAUCGGCACCAACACACUUGUGCAAUAAUAGAUGAUUUUAAUAUUUCGCAAAUAUCAAUUGCCUGAUGUUUUUGCUGGUGUAAUAUAUUAGAAAAUAUGAAGGCACUUGUCAUGUGGUUUAAAGGUAAAUCGCGUUGUGUGAAAAUGAAUAUUAUUAUUUACGAGUUUCUACUGUAACAAAAAAGUGUCUUAACUCCACUGCUAUGUAGUUCCACAUAAUGCGAUUUAACUUUGAAUAUCAAGCCAUGUAAAUAAUUAUAAAUAUAUAAUAAGAAAUGUAAAUAUUUGUAAAUACAGUGUUAGAGUUAAUAUACAUACUGUUACUGAUCAUGUUAUGCUAACUGCCAUAUUUGUUUUAGUAGAAAAGUUGAUUAUGGGAUACCUUUUUAAAAUGUUUAUCAUGCUUGUAAUGUUUAAAUGAUAGCUGCGUUGAUUAUGUAGAUUGUAAUUGUUCUCUAUUGUCUUAUACACAAUCUGUUAAUGUUACUCAAUAAUGCUUUUCAUUCAUGAGGGUUCUUCAAAAACAGAGCUUUGCUUAUGUGUGAGGAUGAAGCUGUUUGUUUGGUAAUGCGCAUACAGACUUAUCCUCCCGCAAAUGUUGAGCUCUACAAUCAUCAUUCGCCGUAGGUAUUGCUGUUGCCAUUCUGUUCAUGUUUAUUAGAUAAAGAAAACUGUAACAAUGAAGACCACCGGAUGCAACAACUUGUAGAUUACUUUAAAGUUUCUUAUAUUUAUUAUUUUAAUGUUAUUGCAUGUAACAUUAUUUAUUUCUGAAAGAUUAUAACAAUGAUAAAAUAUGUGUUAGUAUGACACACGUUUUAUCGUGUGGUUUAAAAGUUAGCACCAGUAACAGUAUUUUCUGUAAAUAGUAGUUAUUUAUUUGUCUAUAGUCUAUGUGUAAUAAACGUUUGAAAGUUUUA